AUGUCAGCCGGCUGUCGAGCCCACUCACCAUAUUUGGCUGACACAAAAGUACCUAGCACCGAUGGUGUGGUCCUCAUCCUCCAAAUGAGUUUCUUUUGAAGCAUGUUAAGUACAUCUUGAGGGCGCCUAAUACCUAGGCCACCCUCAUCCGUAGGUCGACAUGCUUUCUCCCAAGAAACUCGGCGUUGACGACGAGGUCCCUCAAGUUGUCCAUCCCAAAGGAAGGACGUACAUAUCCGUCUAAUAGUCUGUAAGACGGUGUCUGGUACCUCAUGGACUGCCAAAAGGUGUAAUGGUAUGCUCAUGAGGACAUGGCGUAUCAACUGGAUCCGUCCUCCAGGGGAUAGAAGUUGUAACUUCCAUCCUGCUAGUUUCUUCCUUAACUUGCCCACUAGGGCGUCAAAAUAGUGUAUGCGCCUACGGCCGAGGAAGAUAGGACAUCCUAGAUAGUCAAAAGGUAAGUGUCCACGAGAGAACCCUGUUAGGCCCUGGAUGCGUCGUAUGGUCCCUAUGGGAGUAGAAGGGGCUACUAUGAAGCUACUCUUCGAGGCAUUUACGAGUUGACCUGCAGCUCGCUCAUACCUCGAGAUAAUACUCAUGAGCCCUCUAAUGGAUGUCUCACCUCCAUUGAGGAAGAGUAUCGCAUCAUCAGCAAAGAGGGAGUGUGAGAUGAUCGGGCAACCCCUCUUCGAGUAGUAUGGUCGGAUAAGUCCUUGAUUGAUCGCUCGGGUGAGGGAUCGACUGAGGACUUCUUCAACUAAGAUGAAGAGGGUGGGUGAUAGUGGAUCGCCCUGUCGUAGACCUCUCGUGGCCGUGAAGAAUGGUGUGGAGCUACCGUUCACUAAUAAAGAGAAAUGAUUCUCCCUAACACAUGCAUCGACUAAGUCAAUGAAGUCGUCGGUGAACCCAAAGCAUCUAAGAACCUUAAUGAGGAAACUCCACUCUAUCCUAUCAAAGGCCUUCUCCAUGUCUAAUUUGAUGAUGAUGUUAGAGCCUCGACAAUCAUGGCCAAGGGACUGUGCUAGUUCAUGUACUAGCAUGAUGUUAUCGUGAAUGUACCGUCCCUUGACAAAUCCGCAUUGUUCUGGAGAUAUAAGUCUAUCAAGGAAACUACUCAAUCUACGUGUAACGAUCUUAGAUACAACUUUAUAACACACGUUACACAAACUGAUAGGUCGAAAGUCUCUAAAUGAGGUUGGGGUAGUCACCUUCGGUAUAAGUGCAAGGAAGGUGGCCUUCCAACUUCGUGUAAAGAGUUUACGACGAAAGAUUUCCUUGAUGGCCUGGAUGAGAUCAGUGCCAACGAUAUCCCAACAUGAAAUGUAAAAAUCAGCUGGGAAACCAUCUGGCCCGGGUGCACGAUGUCUGCUCAUAGAGAAAACUACUUCCUUGAUCUCUUCUCCCGUGGGUAUGGCUGUUAUGAGAGAGUUCUCACGGUGAGUGACCAAUGACGGGAUCGAAGUGAGCAUAUCAUCAGAAAUCUCAAUCGGCUGAGAGGUUAAGAGAGUACGAAAGUACUCAACCCCUGCCUCCUGCAUGCGGGAAAGGUCAUGAUCAUAUGUCUCUAAAAGAGAGGUAUAAUCUGAACGUGAGCGAUGAGCGACCGAGGCAUGAAAGAAACGAGUGUUUCUAUCACCCUCUUGUAACCACUGGAUGCGUGAUUUCUGGAGAUAGAAUAACUCCUGUCGUCGCACAACCUCAUCAAGCUGGUCACUCACUCUACUCCUCCUUUCCCAAGCAGCAUCUGAAUAUCUAGCUUGCAGUAGUCUUUCAACUUCUGCUAACUCUUUUUGCAAUGCAUCAACUUGGGUAUGGACAUUCCCAUAGAUAUGUCGGUUCCACCAUUUAAGGUGGAGUUUGAGAUUCCUUAACCUAUAGCUAAGGUUCUCCAUAGGAGAAUCUGAGAUCUGUCCGUACCAGUGAUUCCGUACGAAACUCUGAAAGUUUUCAUGUUGGAGCCACAUGGUUUGAAAUCUGAAGGGGGGUCUGUGGGUGCUCAUACUCUGUUUAGGGAGUAUGAGGAUCGGGGUGUGAUCUGACCUAUAACGGGGUAAUAUCGUGACUAAUAUGGGAUGUCGCAUCAUGGCGAUGCUGUUGAUGAAACAACGAUCGAUACGCUCAUAAAUCAAAGCGUCCCCUCGAUUGUUGCUCCACGUCCAUGCCUCGCCUGAUGUAGGUGGCUCAAUAAGAGCUAAUCGAAAAAUACAAUCAUUGAACAUCUCCAUGUUACGGGCCCUAGGGAUUCGCCCACCUUGACGUUCACUAGUAUUACGGACACAGUUGAAGUCACCUGCUAGGUACCAAGGAGACUCAACUAGUGUAGGGUAGUCCCUCACGUAUUGAACUAGGUCCGCCCAAAGAGUUUCUCUUUCUUCGGAUCUAUGUGAUGCAUAGAUGACCGAGAAGGUGAACUCUUGGGUGAGAUCUCGAGCCGUCAUAGUGAUAUGCUGGGGUCCCUCGACUAGCAACUCCAUAGAGUAUGGUCUAGUCCAAAAGAUCCAAAUAUGAUUCGUGGGGUUGGAGUGAAAAUGAUCCAUACCUAACCUCCUAAGUAAGGGUUGGAUACGAUCUGAUGAUAUCAUAGGCUCAAUGAGGCCUACUAUACCUAGUCGAUACUGUCUGAUAAGGCUAGCUAUAUAGAAUUGGGUUUCGAGGUUGCCUAUACCUCGACAAUUCCAUAUGAUGCUAGGUAUCAUGAUCUAGUGAGUGGCCCCACGAGUCCUAGAUCUCGUGGAGUAAGGUGAGCGUCUAGUGAGUCGUGUGGUCCUAACCUCCGUCUGAUAUCCCUCCUCUGGGUAGGUAGUCUCAAUGUCAGUCUCAGAGCUACCAUCCUCAUGGGUACUAGUCGUGUGGCCCGUAGUAUCAUGAGCACUAGAUGAGGAGGAUGGGUGUGGUGCUUGACGAUUCGUUAAGCACUGUCCUCUAUCGGGGCUCUCCCUAGAAUCAGCGGGUGGUGGAUCAAGUAUAGGAAACUGAUCUGACGGUUGUAAUAGGGGAGAGGGGGGGAGGGUAUAAGAAUCAGAAUGGGGGGCUAUGUAAGAUGUACUAAUAGGAAGUAUGCUGGGGGUAGACCCUCCUAAUAGAUCAUCAACGGGGAUUUGAGGUGGAUGGAUAGGGCCCAAGCCUAUACCCUCAGAGAAAGGGGUAGACCUCGGUCGGUGGGGACUAAGAGGUGAAGGACUCCUUCUACGUGGGGACGAGUGAAUGGGCGGGGAGGAGCUGGGUGGUGGAGAGACACUAAUGGGUGGAGUGGGGUGGGUGAGUAUGGGGGGUCGGAUAACCCGGGGGGAUCUAGUAUGGGGGGUUGGACUAGGUGAGUCCCUCGUAGUGGAGGAUGCUAGCCCUUUGGAAGGCCUAGUUCCCCUUUGUGCAGGUCCCUCAAAGUCUCUCUCAUCUAAAGCCCCUAAGACCUCGAAGGUGUUUGAGGUUAGGGGUUGCUUUCCCUUGCUCAAAGGGGAAGGUGUAGCCUCUCGUGUUCCUUUCUUCCCCCCUGUGUAGGUGGAAGAAGGGCGUCCAGCUGCCGGCUUUCGCCGUGUAUGCUGUGUCUCAAUCAGUGAGCUAGGCUUCUCCUGUGCCUUCCGAGGUAAGGAAGGUGGAGCCGCCAUAGGGGCAAUCGACCUCUGAGGAUGACGAGCACUCUGAGCAUCCUUUCUCAUUUCGACGAGGUAAUCGUCAUAUGAGAUCGGUACUAGAAAGGCUCGUGUGGUCGUCUGUGGUGUACAUGCCUUCUGACGGCAUGUGCUGACAGUGUGGCCCAAGAUCGCACAGUGUGUGCAGAAAUACGGUAGUCUCUCAUAAAUGAUGGGCUGAUAAAGUUCAUCAUCUCCACUACGUAUAACGAGAGUCCUCUGGAGGGGAGCCAUUAGGUCCACCUCUAUACAAACUCGUGCAUAUCCGGGUCGGUUGAACAUUUUUACGCCUGGAUCAAGGCAUAUGAAUGUUCCCACCGCAUUUGCCAAAGACUCAAGUGCCUUUGGCGUAAAUAAAUGGGCAGGUAGGCCAGGGAAGCCCACCCAUAAUGGAACCACAUGAGACUGAUGUGCUUGGUGCCCUAUGUCAUUUUGUGGUGUCCAUCUGUGGGUAUGGAGGGUAGACUCCCCCAUUCUCCAAGUGGGUCGGCUCCAUGCUCGGCGAUAAUCCGCUUCUAGCUCAAAGCGGAUGUAUAUGCUACGAUAGUCUCGAGCUCCGAUGGAGACUCGGCCCUGAAAAUUUCCAGGUGCCAUGUAAAUCUUCUCUAUGUCACCUAUGGUUGGUCGUUUCGUAGUGAAACGACCAACUAAGGUAUAUUGGAAUGCGGCUGCCAUCUGGGAGACCUCCUCAUAAGUAAAAGCUAUUGUCCUCCUCCCAUCAUCAUCGCUAUAGCUUCGCACUGGGACAGUGGUAUCAUAGGUUGGGAAUAGUACAUGACGUAGCGGUUCCUGUGGUGUGACAGUCUCUGUGGAGGGGACAAAGGGGUUAGACACUCGUUGCGCCCAUGAUAGGUGUCUAGUGGGUAUAGUCGGGUUUGGCCUAUGGGGCACAGUAGAGUCUAGCCCACUAGGUGUAAUAGUGUGCCCAAUGGAUGCGUUUGGGGUCAAUAUAGGAGUCUCAACUAGUGUUGGGAUCCUAGUUGGUUCGAUUUGUUGACUCGAGGUAGGCUUAGAGGACGUAGCCGAGGGGGGACGUAAAAGUCGGCGUCCUAUCUUCUUUUUGGGCCGCAGGCUCUUGCCCCUUGCCUGGGCAAGAGAUUGGACCGGUGCAGCCUGAGCCGGCUGUUCAGGCUUGGCCUGGGUCACCUGGGCUUGGGCCUGGGCCAGGCCACUUGGGCCUGGGCCUGGGCCACCUGGGCCUGUGCCUGUACGUCCUGAGCCAGCGCAGCCUCGCUGGGCUGGGCCGGCAUGACCUGGGCUAAAGCGACCUCAGGUGGCGCUACGUCCACCGUGUCUGACGUUGAUGACGUCACCAGCGUCCCAGCCGAGGCAUCGGCGAUCGCAAAAAGUUGCGGCGCCUUUAUGGCCACGUGAUCCCCUCCGUUGAUAUCAAGAUCAACGGUUGGAUCUGGUUCGGCGUUAUGGCCGUGGCCGUCCGAGGGCGGUGCCUCGGUAACGGCUGUUGACGCCUUUAUAGCCGGCUGAUUCUGACCAUUGAUCAUACGAUCAAUGGUUGGAUCAGAGGGGGCCUCUUCGCCUGCCGUCGCCUCGUUCCCGAAGAGCGAGUGGACGGCGUCAACUGCUGUCCCCUCCGAUUCGGGUCUCGGGAAGACGCCAGCUGAUGGCGAAUCACGGACGUCCGUGGUUCGACCGUUCAGCUCCUCGGUUACGGCCGUCUCCUCGGUUACAUCAACCGGCGGAGAGAGAAGGCGAAGACAGGAGGCCGUUACUGCCACGUGUCGGCCUCCUGUUCGCUCGCAUUCGUCGGGCGAUUUUUCAUCUGGGCGACGGAGGUCACCCGAUGAAAUCUGUGAACUACUCAUCAUCUAAGCAUCAAAUAAAAAUGAUAUAGAAGAGAGAAUGGUAAACGAGGCAAAUACGAUUCUAUUGAACUAAAAAUAAUGAAAUUUCACCCAGUCAAUAGAAAGAUAUUACCUUUGGAGUGAAAACUCCGGUAGUUUACCUUCGCGAUGAGGAAAUUGCGAAACAAAGGCUUUAAUCCACCGUUUUCGAUGCGUAAAAGCUCGAAACCGAUAGCUGUCGGCCUUCCGAAUCGAAUGGAAAAGGUUUCAGCGCGAUCUGAGGUCACACGAAGGAGAUCUCACCAUUUGCGCUGAUCGUGAGGAGAGAGAAGCUCUCGCGAGGAGAGAGAAAAAAGUUGAGCAAAUGCGGUCGGUAAGAAGAGAAGUUGGGCCGAACUUCUCGGGAGGCGGUACUUCACAUGCCCAAGCACUUUGGUGCCUCUCAGGCACAUUCUUUAGAGAUAGAUGCCACACGCAAGGAGAUCUCACCAUGCGCUGAAGAGAGAGAGAGAAGCUCUCGCGAGGAGAGAGGCAGAAAGUUGAGCAAAUGGCGAUGGUGGAGGGGGUUUUUAGGGUUUAGGGUUUAGGGUUUAGGGUUUAGGGUUUUUUUUUUUUUUUUUUUUUUUUUUAAGAAAAAGAAAUUUGAUUGAGUGAUAAAAGUUUGACCUCAUUCCGAGGUUACAUAAGUGGGAUCUCAUUCGCACAAGGGGCGAGGAUGACAUGAAGAAUGAAAGACCUCUUUUGAAGAGGGGAUGUGAUGAUACUGGAGAUAGACUCCAAGGCGUUCAUCAUAUUUGAGGAAGGUGAUUGAUUUGCAUUGGGUUGAAAAAGCCUUUGAGUUCAUGAAAGUUGGAAGAUCUGCUCAACAGGAGUAGGACGAGAGCUCCAUGUUGUGCGCCAUGCAAUGUUCCUGCAAGACAAGAGUUUGCUGCAGUAAGUGGUUCUAAGAGAUAAAUAAAUUGAUAUAAAGUGGUGAGAAAAGAGUGAUUAGGGCAGUGAGGAGGAUAGAACUAUGCUGAAGCAUGACAAUAAGCCCAAAUAUGAACUUGCCUUGCUAGUGUUGCACGCGCCUAAUCCCUCUGGCCAAGAUCUUGUUAGUAUCAUCAGUUGCCGUACUUCCUCUAAGUAGGUAAGGGACCUUUCACCCCACGAGGAAUGACUUGGUCUCUGGUUCUAACUCUUUUCUUUUCUCUUAUUCUCUCUCUCUUCUUUCUCUCUCCUUGAGGGCCUCUUCUUUUACCCUCCACUAAUGCCCAUUAUUUGGUGUACAUUAGGCUAGUGAUUAAGGGAAGGGAAAAAGGUUGCCCUUUUUUUUUUUUUUUUUUUUUUGGUUUUAGGGCCCUUUCCCUCACCCUCCACUAAUUGUCUAUGAUGGGCUAGUGAUUCCGGGAAAAGAAGUAGGCUGUCUUUUUUUUUUUUUUUUUCCCUAGAGAGAGAAAGGGAGGGAGAAAGAAAUAGAGAAUCGAGAGAGAGAGAGAGGAGAGAGGGUCAAUCCUAUGGAUAUAGAUCUUUACCUUCUCAUGGGUUCAAGCUGGCUGAUGGUACUAAUAAGAUCUUGAGAGAGGUGCUAGGUUGCCGAUUCACAACUAGUUUAGCAGGUCUGAUGUGCUAUAGACCUAUAGUUCAAAAGUGGGCCGAUGCCAACAUAUGCUGAUAGUUCUAUGUCCUCACUACUUGAGCAUGAUAGAUAGUAGAUGUGAUGUGAUUAUGAGGAGAGUAAUGAUUGUGUAGAGUACGAUGUAUCUCCAUUGUGGUCUUCAGCGGCCAAUAGUAACCACCCCUGAUCUCCUCCAAGCAAUACGCCACUGUCGUGGAGAGGCCUGCGUGUUGUCGAGUCGCUCAAGUCUAUGAGCACCUCGGGCUUGGCAUGUCCUGCCAAAAAGAGAAGACUGUCCUCCGACACGAUCUGACUCCAUGCGUAGCAAGGGUGUCGGCUGUCUGAUUCCCUUCUCGGAACUGAUGCGUAAUGGUUGUGAUGCGUCCUCGACAUCGCAUGAUGUCUGCCCAGAUAUUCUUGAGCCUCCAAUGAGGACAAGAGUCUGCACGUAACAUGUCCACUAACACUUUGGAAUCAGAUUCUAAGACAAUAUUAGUAAUAUUUUGCUUCUCACAAAGAAGCAAACCAUCCCGUAUUGCCAUAGCCUCUGCCACAGUAUUAGUUUGUAUAUUAUAAAAGUUCGAAAAGGCAAAGAGAAUGCAUCCUGUACUAUCGCGUAAGAUACCGCCUCCUCCAGAUGAUCCUGGGUUGCCUUGAGAUGCUCCGUCGACGUUGAGUUUCCACUGUCCAGCCCUCGGUGGUGUCCAUCUAAUAGAUCGGACAGUAGUCCAGGUCUGUGUAGGUAUGAUAUGGAGUCCCCAAAGCCCAAAAGCCUCACAAACAGAACGCGAGCGUUUCGUUUUAUUUGGCACUAAGGAAUGAGUACUCCGAAGCCAUUGUGUUACGUGCCUCAUAAUCUCUGUGGCACGCAUCACUUGGCCUGCAUAUCGAGAUGAGUUACGUCCCUUUCAUAUUUCCCAUAACAUAUAUGCUAUGGAGAUACGGAUGAAAGGACAAACCUUGACACUCGUCGGUGAGUCAAAGACUCUCCUAAAGACCUCUAGUGGUGGUCUCGUAGGUCUGUACGAGAGCAUUGGAAGCCAAUUCGCUAGAAGUUGACGCCAACACUCGACAGCGAUAUCACUAUGGAAAAAUAAAUGUUCCAUACUUUCGUCUGUCGUGAUGGAGCAACAAUGACAUUUCCUUUCCACCUCUUGAUCGGUGACAAUCACUCGAUCGUCGGUGGGUAGUCCUCGGUGCAUGAACUUCCACAGGAAGAACGAAACACGAGGUGUGAUGGCCGGAUGCCAUAUGAGAUUUCCCCAAAAUGUCUUUGGGGAGCGGUUUCUAAAGUGCUCCCAAGAGGAGCUACAAGAGAAACUGCCAUCUAUGGUAAGUGUCCAGAUGGGUUGGUCCUCAGUAAAACUCAUCUCAAUCAUGGUGAUGGCUGGUAACAAGUCCGACGGUAGUCCAUGCCUCUCAAUAAGUAGACGAGUGUCUCCUUGGAGAAGCUGGGCUACCGUCAAGCGAGGCCAAGAAGAUGUGAAAGUGGUAAAACAGGCCAAUGGUGUGUCCUCUAGCCAAGUGUCGUACCAGGCACUGAUCUCGCCUCGCCCCACUCGCCAACGAAUAAGAGGCACCAUCUCCAACCAAUGUCGCUGCCAGUCUACCCAUCAUUUGACUCCUUUGAUGUCAGCCGGCUGUCGAGCCCACUCACCAUAUUUGGCUGACACAAAAGUACCUAGCACCGAUGGUGUGGUCCUCAUCCUCCAAAUGAGUUUCUUUUGAAGCAUGUUAAGUACAUCUUGAGGGCGCCUAAUACCUAGGCCACCCUCAUCCGUAGGUCGACAUGCUUUCUCCCAAGAAACUCGGCGUUGACGACGAGGUCCCUCAAGUUGUCCAUCCCAAAGGAAGGACGUACAUAUCCGUCUAAUAGACUGUAAGACGGUGUCUGGUACCUCAUGGACUGCCAAAAGGUAAUGGUAUGCUCAUGAGGACAUGGCGUAUCAACUGGAUCCGUCCUCCAGGGGAUAGAAGUUGUAACUUCCAUCCUGCUAGUUUCUUCCUUAACUUGCCCACUAGGGCGUCAAAAUAGUGUAUGCGCCUACGGCCGAGGAAGAUAGGACAUCCUAGAUAGUCAAAAGGUAAGUGUCCACGAGAGAACCCUGUUAGGCCCUGGAUGCGUCGUAUGGUCCCUAUGGGAGUAGAAGGGGCUACUAUGAAACUACUCUUCGAGGCAUUUACGAGUUGACCUGCAGCUCGCUCAUACCUCGAGAUAAUACUCAUGAGCCCUCUAAUGGAUGUCUCACCUCCAUUGAGGAAGAGUAUCGCAUCAUCAGCAAAGAGGGAGUGUGAGAUGAUCGGGCAACCCCUCUUCGAGUAGUAUGGUCGGAUAAGUCCUUGAUUGAUCGCUCGGGUGAGGGAUCGACUGAGGACUUCUUCAACUAAGAUGAAGAGGGUGGGUGAUAGUGGAUCGCCCUGUCGUAGACCUCUCGUGGCCGUGAAGAAUGGUGUGGAGCUACCGUUCACUAAUAAAGAGAAAUGAUUCUCCCUAACACAUGCAUCGACUAAGUCAAUGAAGUCGUCGGUGAACCCAAAGCAUCUAAGAACCUUAAUGAGGAAACUCCACUCUAUCCUAUCAAAGGCCUUCUCCAUGUCUAAUUUGAUGAUGAUGUUAGAGCCUCGACAAUCAUGGCCAAGGGACUGUGCUAGUUCAUGUACUAGCAUGAUGUUAUCGUGAAUGUACCGUCCCUUGACAAAUCCACAUUGUUCUGGAGAUAUAAGUCUAUCAAAGAAACUACUCAAUCUACGUGUAACGAUCUUAGAUACAACUUUAUAACACACGUUACACAAACUGAUAGGUCGAAAGUCUCUAAAUGAGGUUGGGGUAGUCACCUUUGGUAUAAGUGCAAGGAAGGUGGCCUUCCAACUUCGUGUAAAGACUUUACGACGAAAGAUUUCCUUGAUGGCCUGGAUGAGAUCAGUGCCAACGAUAUCCCAACAUGAAAUGUAAAAAUCAGCUGAGAAACCAUUUGGCCCGGGUGCACGAUGUCUGCUCAUAGAGAAAACUACUUCCUUGAUCUCUUCUCCCGUGGGUAUGGCUGUUAUGAGAGAGUUCUCACGGUGAGUGACCAAUGAUGGGAUCGAAGUGAGCAUAUCAUCAGAAAUCUCAAUCGGCUGAGAGGUUAAGAGAGUACGAAAGUACUCAACCCCUGCCUCCUGCAUGCGAGAAAGGUCAUGAUCAUAUGUCUCUAAAAGAGAGGUAUAAUCUGAACGUGAGCGAUGAGCGACCGAGACAUGAAAGAAACGAGUGUUUCUAUCACCCUCUUGUAACCACUGGAUGCGUGAUUUCUGGAGAUAGAAUAACUCCUGUCGUCGCACAACCUCAUCAAGCUGGUCACUCACUCUACUCCUCCUUUCCCAAGCAGCAUCUGAAUAUCUAGCUUGCAGUAGUCUUUCAACUUCUGCUAACUCUUUUUGCAAUGCAUCAACUUGGGUAUGGACAUUCCCAUAGAUAUGUCGGUUCCACCAUUUAAGGUGGAGUUUGAGAUUCCUUAACCUAUAGCUAAGGUUCUCCAUAGGAGAAUCUGAGAUCUGUCCGUACCAGUGAUUCCGUACGAAACUCUGAAAGUUUUCAUGUUGGAGCCACAUGGUUUGAAAUCUGAAGGGGGGUCUGUGGGUGCUCAUACUCUGUUUAGGGAGUAUAAGGAUCGGGGUGUGAUCUGACCUAUAACGGGGUAAUAUCGUGACUAAUAUGGGAUGUCGCAUCAUGGCGAUGCUGUUGAUGAAACAACGAUCGAUACGCUCAUAAAUCAAAGCGUCCCCUCGAUUGUUGCUCCACGUCCAUGCCUUGCCUGAUGUAGGUGGCUCAAUAAGAGCUAAUCGAAAAAUACAAUCAUUGAACAUCUCCAUAUUACGGGCCCUAGGGAUUCGCCCACCUUGACGUUCACUAGUAUUACGGACACAGUUGAAGUCACCUGCUAGGUACCAAGGAGACUCAACUAGUGUAGGGUAGUCCCUCACGUAUUGAACUAGGUCCGCCCAAAGAGUUUCUCUUUCUUCGGAUCUAUGUGAUGCAUAGAUGACCGAGAAGGUGAACUCUUGGGUGAGAUCUCGAGCCGUCAUAGUGAUAUGCUGGGGUCCCUCGACUAGCAACUCCAUAGAGUAUGGUCUAGUCCAAAAGAUCCAAAUAUGAUUCGUGGGGUUGGAGUGAAAAUGAUCCAUACCUAACCUCCUAAGUAAGGGUUGGAUACGAUCUGAUGAUAUCAUAGGCUCAAUGAGGCCUACUAUACCUAGUCGAUACUGUCUGAUAAGGCUAGCUAUAUAGAAUUGGGUUUCGAGGUUACCUAUACCUCGACAAUUCCAUAUGAUGCUAGGUAUCAUGAUCUAGUGAGUGGCCCCACGAGUCCUAGAUCUCGUGGAGUAAGGUGAGCGUCUAGUGAGUCGUGUGGUCCUAACCUCCGUCUGAUAUCCCUCCUCUGGGUAGGUAGUCUCAAUGUCAGUCUCAGAGCUACCAUCCUCAUGGGUACUAGUCGUGUGGCCCGUAGUAUCAUGAGCACUAGAUGAGGAGGAUGGGUGUGGUGCUUGACGAUUCGUUAAGCACUGUCCUCUAUCGGGGCUCUCCCUAGAAUCAGCGGGUGGUGGAUCAAGUAUAGGAAACUGAUCUGACGGUUGUAAUAGGGGAGAGGGGGGGAGGGUAUAAGAAUCAGAAUGGGGGGCUAUGUAAGAUGUACUAAUAGGAAGUAUGCUGGGGGUAGACCCUCCUAAUAGAUCAUCAACGGGGAUUUGAGGCGGAUGGAUAGGGCCCAAGCCUAUACCCUCAGAGAAAGGGGUAGACCUCGGUCGGUGGGGACUAAGAGGUGAAGGACUCCUUCUACGUGGGGACGAGUGAAUGGGCGGGGAGGAGCUGGGUGGUGGAGAGACACUAAUGGGUGGAGUGGGGUGGGUGAGUAUGGGGGGUCGGAUAACCCGGGGGGAUCUAGUAUGGGGGGUUGGACUAGGUGAGUCCCUCGUAGUGGAGGAUGCUAGCCCUUUGGAAGGCCUAGUUCCCCUUUGUGCAGGUCCCUCAAAGUCUCUCUCAUCUAAAGCCCCUAAGACCUCGAAGGUGUUUGAGGUUAGGGGUUGCUUUCCCUUGCUCAAAGGGGAAGGUGUAGCCUCUCGUGUUCCUUUCUUCCCCCCUGUGUAGGUGGAAGAAGGGCGUCCAGCUGCCGGCUUUCGCCGUGUAUGCUGUGUCUCAAUCAGUGAGCUAGGCUUCUCCUGUGCCUUCCGAGGUAAGGAAGGUGGAGCCGCCAUAGGGGCAAUCGACCUCUGAGGAUGACGAGCACUCUGAGCAUCCUUUCUCAUUUCGACGAGGUAAUCGUCAUAUGAGAUCGGUACUAGAAAGGCUCGUGUGGUCGUCUGUGGUGUACAUGCCUUCUGACGGCAUGUGCUGACAGUGUGGCCCAAGAUCGCACAGUGUGUGCAGAAAUACGGUAGUCUCUCAUAAAUGAUGGGCUGAUAAAGUUCAUCAUCUCCACUACGUAUAACGAGAGUCCUCUGGAGGGGAGCCAUUAGGUCCACCUCUAUACAAACUCGUGCAUAUCCGGGUCGGUUGAACAUUUUUACGCCUGGAUCAAGGCAUAUGAAUGUUCCCACCGCAUUUGCCAAAGACUCAAGUGCCUUUGGCGUAAAUAAAUGGGCAGGUAGGCCAGGGAAGCCCACCCAUAAUGGAACCACAUGAGACUGAUGUGCUUGGUGCCCUAUGUCAUUUUGUGGUGUCCAUCUGUGGGUAUGGAGGGUAGACUCCCCCAUUCUCCAAGUGGGUCGGCUCCAUGCUCGGCGAUAAUCCGCUUCUAGCUCAAAGCGGAUGUAUAUGCUACGAUAAUCUCGAGCUCCGAUGGAGACUCGGCCCUGAAAAUUUCCAGGUGCCAUGUAAAUCUUCUCUAUGUCACCUAUGGUUGGUCGUUUCGUAGUGAAACGACCAACUAAGGUAUAUUGGAAUGCAGCUGCCAUCUGGGAGACCUCCUCAUAAGUAA
Messenger RNA from Spirodela intermedia, 12982 nucleotides. NCBI's taxonomy places the organism in Eukaryota, Viridiplantae, Streptophyta, Magnoliopsida, Alismatales, Araceae. The record is from the annotation of a GenBank genome assembly.